CGGGGUGCCAUCGUGGCGGCCCCCCCCCGUCCCCCUCCUACCUGCUUUCCACCCCGGGCCGGGACCUCGCUGACGUCCGCGAGCCGCUGCUCCAACUCCGCCGACUGCGCCCGAACGGUGUUGAGAGAGAGAGAGAGCAGCGGGGAUAGAGACGUGGAGAGAGGGAGAGACGCAGAGAGAGACAGGCGUGGAGAGACGGAGACACAGAGAGAGACAGAGGCGUGGAGAGACGGAGACGCAGAGAGAGACUAAGGAAGCCGAGAAGCAAGACCGGACGCGAGACCAGACCAAGGACAAGUUCAGCCGCCCCUGGAGCCCCGGCCCCGCCUUCAUGCCCAGCAGGUGCCCCGCCUGGCCCAUCCUCCCAGGAACACCUCGGCCGGUGCUGCAGGCAGUCUGACUCGUGGUUGCGCUCGUGACAGCUGAGCACCUGAGGAUGGCCCAGGUCCUGCACGCGCCAGCCCCCUUCCCAGGGACCCCCGGCCCGGCCUCCCCGCCCGCCUUCCCCCCCAAGGAGCCCGACCCGCCCUACUCGGUGGAGACGCCCUACGGCUACCGGCUGGACCUGGACUUCCUCAAAUACGUGGACGACAUCGAGAAGGGCCACACGCUGCGGCGCGUGGCCGUGCAGCGCCGCCCGCGCCUGGGCUCCCUGCCCCGCGGGCCUGGCUCGUGGUGGACGUCCACCGAGUCGCUGUGCUCCAACGCCAGCGGCGACAGCCGCCACUCGGCCUACUCCUACUGCGGCCGCGGCUUCUACCCGCAGUACGGCGCCCUGGAGGCCCGCGCCGGCUUCAACCCGCGCGUGGAGCGCACGCUGCUGGAUGCCCGGCGCCGGCUGGAGGACCAGGCGGCCACACCCACCGGCCUGGGCUCCCUGACCCCCAGCGCCGCGGGCUCCACCAGCUCCCUGGUGGGCGUGGGACUGCUGCCCCCGACGCCGCGGAGCUCGGGCCUGUCCACGCCGGUGGCGCCCAGCGCCGGGCACCUGGCGCACGUGCGCGAGCAGAUGGCAGGGGCGCUGCGCAAGCUGCGGCAGCUGGAGGAGCAGGUGAAACUGAUCCCGGUGCUGCAGGUGAAGCUGUCGGUACUGCAGGAGGAGAAGCGGCAGCUCUCGGUGCAGCUCAAGAGCCAGAAGUUCCUGGGCCACCCCGCGGGGCCCCGGGCCCGCGGGGAGCUCUGCCUCGACCUCCCCGACACCCCCGAUGACCCGGCGGCGCUGGAGACCCGGAGCGUGGGCACCUGGGUGCGGGAGCGGGACCUGGGCGUGCCCGACGGGGAGGCGGCGCUGGCGGCCAAGGUCGCCGUGCUGGAAACCCAGCUCAAGAAGGCGCUCCAGGAGCUGCAGGCGGCCCAGGCUCGGCAGGCGGAGGCCCAGCCCCAGCCCCAGGCCUGGCCGCCGCCUGACAGCCCGGUCCGCGUGGACACCGUGCGGGUGGUGGAGGGGCCGCGAGAGGUGGAGGUGGCGGCCAGCACAGCCGCGGGGGCCCCCGCGCAGCGGGCCCAGAGUCUGGAGCCCUACGGGGCCGGGCUGCGGGCGCUGGCCACGGCCGGGGCGGCCGAGGGCCCCGCCGUGUUCCACAGCCACGAGGUGGUGGAGGCCAUGUGCCCGGCGCCCACCGCGUCCACUGGCAACGUCCACGCCGUGAAAAAGAUCAGCAUCACGGAGCGGAGCUCCAACAGGGCCACAGGUCUACCCCAGGCCCCUGCAGAGUCAUCGCCAUCACCCCCUGCAUCUACAGCGGCCUCCCUGGCACAGCCCGAGAAGGAUGCAAGCCAUGUUCCCUCCCAGGAUGCCGCCAACAGGGAGCCCACCAGGCAUGCGGCCACUCGGGGGUCAGAGGAAGCCGGGGCUGUGGGCGGGCCCCAGGCGGGCGUGCGUUCCAUCAUGAAACGGAAGGAGGAACCCACAGAGCCAGCCGCCCAGCGCAGGAGCCUCCAGUUUGUGGGCGUCAACGGCGGGUACGAGUCGUCCUCCGAGGACUCCAGCACCGCAGAGAACUUCUCCGACAAUGAGAGCACAGAGAACGAGACCCCGGGGCCGGAGGAGGCGGUUCCCAGCGUGGCUGAAGCCCCCCAGCUCCGGCCCACGGGGGCAGCGGGCGCCAAGGGCAGCCGACAGGAGUGCCAGCUGUCCCGGGAGUCUCAGCAUGUGCCCACGGCUGAGGGGGCCUCGGGACCUGGUGCGGAGGAGGAGAUCCGGAUGGAGCUCAGCCCCGACCUCAUCUCCGCCUGCUUGGCUCUGGAGAAGUACCUGGACAACCCCAGCGCCCUCACCGAGCGGGAGCUGAAGGUGGCCUACACCACGGUGCUGCAGGAGUGGCUGCGCCUGGCAUGCCGCAGCGACGCCCACCCCGAGCUGGUGCGGCGCCACCUGGUCACCUUCCGGGCCAUGUCGGCGCGCCUGCUGGACUACGUGGUCAACAUCGCCGACAGCAACGGCAACACGGCGCUGCACUACUCCGUGUCCCACGCCAACUUCCCCGUGGUGCGGCAGCUGCUAGACAGCGGCGUGUGCCAGGUGGACAAGCAGAACCGGGCCGGCUACAGCCCCAUCAUGCUCACCGCCCUGGCCACCCUCAGGAGCCAGGAUGACAUAGAGACCGCCCUUCAGCUCUUCCGGCUCGGGGACGUGAACGCCAGAGCCAGCCAGGCCGGGCAGACGGCCCUGAUGCUGGCGGUCAGCCACGGGCGCGUGGACGUGGUCCGAGCCCUGCUGGCCUGCGAGGCGGACGUCAAUGUCCAGGACGAUGACGGCUCCACGGCCCUCAUGUGUGCCUGCGAGCACGGCCACAAGGACAUCGCGGGGCUGCUGCUGGCCGUGCCCAGCUGCGACAUCUCGCUCGCCGACCGCGAUGGGAGCACGGCUCUCAUGGUGGCCCUGGACGCGGGGCAGAGCGAGAUCGCGUCCAUGCUGUACUCGCGGAUGAACAUCAAGUGCUCGUUCGCCCCGAUGUCGGAUGACGAGAGCCCCGUGUCGUCCUCCGCGGAAGAGUAGCCAGGGGGGCCGUCGGGAGCCUGCCCGGGCCUCGUCCCCAACCUGGCCACCCCCUACGCCCAAGGCUCAAAGGCAAAGGCCUCUGACAGCGCCAGGACUCCGGCUCCAGGCGGAUUUUCCAAGGCACCACCGCGCGGACCCAAGUGAAACCCUUGGUGUGCCAGGGGCCAAGGCUGCGGAGGGGGGGUGUGGGUUUUCUGAAGAUCCCGCAAUCCGCCGGCAGUUAUGGGCGGAGGAGGGAGAGAGGGGGAAAAUCGUGGUUUUUUUGAGUCACUGCUGGGGGCUGAGUCGCCAUCUACCCUCACCCCUGUCCGCCCCCCAGCUGAUUGGUGAAUGAUCCUGUUGGGUGCACUUCCCCCACCCCACCCCAGGGUGCCUCACCCUUGUCCCCCAUCCCCCACCCCCGUUCAAGUUCAAGGGCUUCCCGGACACCCCCACCCCCAACCCCCAGCCUCCCGGGCCUGGUGGUAACCGGGUGAGGACCGGGAUGCUACCCGGAAAAAUACAUCCCGUCCUCGCCGGGAGCCCUGGCCGCUGUCGCCUCUCCUCGAAAAUCCAUCCGCCAGACCCGGGGACACAUGAAAAGGAUCCUGCGGUCCAAGCGGCCGCCUGUCCCGGGGCGCAGCGCUGGGGGAACGCGGCCCGGCCCAUCUCCUCCUCCCUGCCGCUCCAGCUCUGCCCCUCUCCAAGGAGAGAAAACAGGGCAUGUGUGUGUUGGCACAGGACAGGGCAAGCUCCAAAAACGCCAUGUGUGCUCCAUUAAAACUUGGCUGCACCCCCGAGGACUCCCGGGGAAACUUAAAGAGACAGGCCGAGAAAGCAAACAAGGGCAGCUGGGAUUUUUUUGUCUUGUUUUGUUUCUUUUUCAACAACCUCGAGACUUUGCGGAGCUGGCUGGAACCGAGCCUGCGGGAGGCCCUAGAAGUUUCCAUCAGCGCCAGCGUCGCCCGCGGAACCACAGCGUCCGUCUCUCUCACGGCUUCCUGGCUUUCCCGUGUGCCUUGUGCUUGGGGAGUGCGCUCCCUACCAGAUACGAAUGUCCUUCAGAAAGGUCAUGGAAAGUGGAAUUCGAAGAUGGGUUUAUUUUGGUGCCAAAAAAAAAGUUUGAAGCCCGUACCUCCAAGGGAGCCGGCAUGCGUUCCCGGGAAGCGCAUCUUAGCAAAACAAGGAGUGGCCUCUAGCUCGCCCAAAUAAACCCAUCUGUCCCUUGCAUUUUCACACACGCUUUUUUGAGAGCCCCUCCUAUGCCACCGCUUUUCCCGUCCCCUUCUCAGCUCAACCCACAGGGCCUUGAAGCCAAACCCGAGCGGGACCCAGGAGGCCCCCGGAGCUCGCAGGCAGAGCCGAAUGCCGGCCUCCCUUUCCGGAGAGCUGGGGCCUGGGCUUGCUGAAGUCUGGCUGGCUUCGGUGCUCAUGGAGAUGGCCUGCAGAGGAAGGGACUUGGAUAGGAGCACGAGACAACCAGGCCAGACAGACGGUGGAUGGAUGGGUGGAUGGAUGGGCGGGUGCCUGGAUGAGUGAUGGAUGGACAAGGGAGUGGGUGGGUGAGCAGGUGGAUGGGUGGAUGUCUUGAGUAGGAGUGUUUGUGUGCAAACUGGAGAGAAAAGAAAACCCAGGCUGGCUGAAGACAGCCACUGGCCUGUGUGUGAUGGGAAGCGGCGCAGGAGCUGGGUUCCUGGAUCCAGCAGGUGCACUCCUUUAAGCUCCUGGAAGCACGUCUGUGGCCCAGGAGUGCCUGGCCCCUCCGAGACGUCCCUGUGCGCCCCUGCCCUUCUCCCUGCGUCUGCCUCGGGCUGCAGGAGGCCUGCCCUCGCGCCUGUUCUCACGUGUACUCACGAGCUUUACUCUCACCUUCUGAUCACGGUACGCCCAUAAAGACAGUAUUACACGCAA
Molecule: messenger RNA, 4891 nt
Organism: Lepus europaeus (European hare)
Lineage: Eukaryota; Metazoa; Chordata; Mammalia; Lagomorpha; Leporidae
Gene: KANK2
Product: KN motif and ankyrin repeat domains 2
Biological process (GO): negative regulation of intracellular estrogen receptor signaling pathway; negative regulation of actin filament polymerization; negative regulation of vitamin D receptor signaling pathway
Cellular component (GO): cytoplasm
Molecular function (GO): protein binding
Source: RefSeq, a predicted model, not a curated record